Messenger RNA from Electrophorus electricus (electric eel), 3698 nucleotides. The record is from RefSeq and is a predicted model, not a curated record. NCBI's taxonomy places the organism in Eukaryota, Metazoa, Chordata, Actinopteri, Gymnotiformes, Gymnotidae.
AAGUGUUCAGAAAAAAACUGGACUCUCAACGAGACAUAAAACAAAACGAAAUAACAGGGCGCCGCUAACCUAGCACUUUGAGAUUUGGUAGCUUUUAUUUACGAAGCACAUUUUGUCUACAAAGCAGGUAUAUACAUAGUGGUACAAUGUCUGACAGCGAAGACAGCGAUUUUUCGGACAACCAGAGUGACCGAAGCAGCGAGGCCGAAGAAGUAGAAGAGAAUGAGGAGGAAGAAGGCCACGGAAGUGUUGCUGGUAGUGACAAAGCAGAGGAAGAAGGAGAGGACUUGGAGGAAGAUGAAGAAGACUAUGAUGAAGAGGAAGAGGAGGAUGAUGACCGGCCAAGAAAGAAACCCCGACAUGGAGGCUUCAUCCUUGACGAAGCUGAUGUGGAUGAUGAGUAUGAAGAUGAGGACCAGUGGGAAGAAGGAGCAGAGGACAUUUUAGAGAAAGUUAACGCAGAAGAGGCUGAAGUUUCCAAUCUUGACCACGUGGCUCUUGACGAGGACCACUCUGGCUCCCGUCGACUGCAGAACCUCUGGAGAGAUUCCAGAGAAGAAGCCCUGGGAGAGUACUACAUGAGGAAAUAUGCCAAGUCCUCGGGGGGUGAACAUUUCUAUGGGGGCUCAGAGGAUCUCUCUGAUGACAUUACUCAGCAACAGUUGCUCCCAGGUGUCAAGGAUCCAAAUUUGUGGACGGUGAAGUGUAAGAUUGGUGAGGAGCGAGCCACAGCCAUAGCACUGAUGAGGAAAUUCAUUGCUUAUCAAUGCACUGAUACGCCACUUCAAAUCAAAUCAGUCGUGGCACCUGAGCAUGUGAAGGGUUAUAUCUACAUUGAGGCAUACAAACAGACCCAUGUCAAGUCUGCCAUCGAGGGAGUCGGCAACUUGCGAAUGGGCUACUGGAACCAACAAAUGGUGCCCAUUAAAGAGAUGACUGAUGUCCUUAAAGUAGUAAAAGAAGUGACGAAUCUUAAACCCAAAUCCUGGGUCCGCCUCAAGAGAGGCCUGUACAAGGAUGAUAUUGCUCAGGUUGACUAUGUGGAACCAAGCCAAAAUACGAUAUCCCUGAAAAUGAUUCCUCGGAUUGACCUGGACAGGAUCAAAGCGAGGAUGAGCAUGAAAGACUGGUUUGCAAAGAGAAAGAAGUUCAAGAGACCGCCACAACGACUCUUCGAUGCUGAGAAGAUCAGGUCUCUUGGUGGGGAGGUCAGUCAUGAUGGAGAUUUCAUGAUAUUCGAAGGCAACCGCUACAGCCGCAAAGGCUUCCUGUUCAAAAGCUUUGCGAUGUCUGCUGUGAUCACAGAUGGAGUGAAGCCAACCCUCUCAGAGCUGGAGAAGUUCGAGGAUCAGCCUGAAGGCAUCGACCUGGAGGUGGUCACAGAAACGACAGGUAAAGAGCGGGAGCAUAACCUCCAGGCAGGGGACAAUGUGGAGGUGUGCGAGGGGGAGUUAAUCAAUCUUCAAGGGAAAAUUCUGAGCGUCGAUGGCAACAAAAUCACCAUUAUGCCCAAACAUGAGGACCUGAAGGACCCUUUAGAGUUUCCUGCUCAUGAGUUGAGAAAGUACUUCCGCAUGGGUGACCACGUGAAAGUCAUUGCAGGCCGCUACGAGGGUGACACAGGCCUUAUCGUGCGUGUGGAAGAGAACUUUGUUAUUCUCUUCUCUGAUCUUACCAUGCACGAGCUCAAAGUCUUACCUCGGGACUUGCAGCUGUGCUCUGAGACCGCUUCCGGUGUGGAUGCAGGAGGUCAGCAUGAGUGGGGGGAGCUGGUUCAGCUCGAUCCUCAGACUGUGGGGGUCAUAGUCCGCCUAGAGAGAGAGACCUUCCAGGUGCUCAACAUGCAUGGGAAGGUGCUUACAGUACGGCACCAGGCAGUGAACCGGCGUAAGGACAACCGCUUCGCUGUGGCUCUGGACUCAGAGCAGAACAACAUCCAUGUAAAGGACAUCGUCAAAGUCAUAGAUGGGCCACAUUCGGGCCGUGAGGGGGAAAUUAGGCACCUCUUCAGAGGGUUUGCUUUCCUUCACUGUAAGAAACUGGUUGAAAAUGGUGGCAUGUUUGUCUGCAAGACGCGCCAUCUUGUCCUAGCUGGCGGUUCAAAGCCAAGGGAUGUGACUAAUUUCACUAUUGGUGGAUUUGCUCCCAUGAGUCCACGCAUCAGCAGUCCAAUGCACCCAGGAGGAGGGGGUCAGAUGCAGAGAGGCGGAGGUGGAGGUGGCAUGGGGCGUGGCCGUGGAAGACGAGACAAUGACCUGAUUGGGCAGACAGUCCGCAUAUCUCAAGGACCAUACAAGGGGUACAUUGGUGUGGUGAAGGAUGCCACAGAAUCAACAGCAAGAGUAGAGCUCCAUUCAACCUGCCAGACCAUAUCUGUGGAUCGUCAGCGUCUAACCAGUGUUGGAGCUAAGAGACAUGGAGGAAUGACCUCCACCCAUGCACGGACUCCAAUGUACGGCUCCCAGACGCCCAUGUACGGAUCUGGUUCCCGCACACCUAUGUACGGCAGCCAGACACCCCUCCAUGAUGGGAGCCGCACCCCUCAUUAUGGCUCUCAGACCCCGUUACAUGAUGGCAGCAGGACACCUGGGCAGAGUGGAGCUUGGGACCCUAACAACCCAAACACACCAUCACGGCCAGAUGACGAUUAUGAGUUUGGCUAUGACGACGAGCCCUCUCCGUCUCCCCAGGGCUAUGGGGGCACUCCUAAUCCUCAGACUCCUGGCUACCCAGAAGUGCCCUCCCCACAGGUCAACCCCCAGUACAACCCACAGACCCCUGGAACUCCUGCCAUGUACAACACAGACCAGUACUCCCCCUACGCAGCUCCAUCCCCUCAGGGCUCCUAUCAGCCGAGCCCCAGUCCUCAGAGCUACCACCAGGUGGCUCCCAGCCCUGUGGGUUACCAGAACACCCACUCACCAGCCAGCUACCACCCCACCCCCUCCCCCAUGGCCUACCAGGCAAGUCCAAGUCCGAGCCCAGUAGGCUAUAGCCCCAUGACACCCGGCGCACCAUCCCCAGGAGGGUACAACCCGCAUACCCCUGGUUCCAACAUCGACCAGACCUCCAGUGACUGGGUCACCACAGACAUCCUGGUGCGCGUGAAGGACACCUUCCUGGAUGGAGGGGUUAUCAACCAGACUGGUGUCAUCCGCAGUGUGACUGGAGGAAUGUGCUCCGUGUUUCUGCAGGACACAGAGAAGGUGGUCAGCAUUUCAAGUGAACACUUGGAGCCUGUAACACCGACCAAAAACAAUAAGGUGAAGGUGAUUUUGGGAGAAGACAGGGAAGCCACAGGUGUUCUCCUCAGCAUUGACGGGGAGGACGGCAUAGUCCGAAUGGAACUGGACGAGCAGCUUAAAAUUCUCAAUCUACGCUUCCUUGGCAAGCUGGAAGUUUGAGCAAAUGCACUCUACAAACAGGACAUGGCAACACAGUCAUCAGCAAGGUGUUGUAUGUGUGUGUUGUGGGGUGUUGUAUGUGAGGUUGUUGUUUUUUUUUGUUUGGUUUUUUUUUUUUAUGUUAAUGUGGUUUUGGUUUCCAUCUUAGAUUUAUUACAAAUCAAAAAGUAAUUUGCAUUUUUCAAUACUUUUUUUUUUUUAAGCCAUGGUUGUUUUAGUGGAUAUGAUGCAGCUUAUCUGGUGUAGAAGCUUGCUUUUCAGCAAAUUGAUUGUGUCAAUAAAAUCUGAAAUUUG